GGAGACGUAGUGCGGCGCCUUCACCGUAUCUGAACGGAAUCGGAGCUGGCGAUGCCUGGAUUUGAUUUUCCAGCUAUUUUUAGUGCUUAAGCUGUGAAUGGCGCCUAAACAGGACCCUAAACCUAAAUUUCAAGAAGGUGAACGAGUGCUGUGUUUUCAUGGGCCGCUGCUAUACGAAGCUAAGUGUGUAAAAAUCAGUAUCAAGGACAAACAAGUCAAAUACUUCAUUCAUUAUAGUGGAUGGAAUAAGAACUGGGACGAAUGGGUUCCUGAAAGCCGUGUACUCAAAUAUGUGGACAGCAAUCUGCAGAAACAGAAAGAGCUUCAAAAGGCAAAUCAAGACCAUUAUGUUGAGGGAAGGAUGAGGGGAGUUGCACCGAAUAAGAAGAUAGCUGCUGUGCAGCAAAAAAAUGUUGAUGUGAAAACAAAAAAGAACAAACAAAAAACACCAGGAGCUGGAGAAGGCACCAGCACUGGAGAACUUCCUCACCCUCCACGCAAGAAGAGGGCACGCGUUGAUCCAACUGUGGAGAGUGAGGAGACCUUUAUCAAUCGUGUGGAAGUAAAGGUGAAGAUUCCUGAGGAGUUAAAGCCAUGGCUGGUUGAUGACUGGGACCUGAUCACGAGACAAAAGCAGCUAUUCCACCUGCCUGGAAAGAAGAAUGUAGACAUGAUCCUGGAGGACUAUGCAAGCUACAAGAAAUCAAGAGGAACCUCUGAUAACAAGGAGUAUGCUGUGAAUGAAGUUGUUGCUGGCAUCCAUGAAUACUUCAACGUUAUGUUGGGCACGCAGCUCCUCUACAAGUUCGAGAGGCCACAGUACGCAGAGAUCCUGGCGAACCACCCAGACACAUCAAUGUCGCAGAUUUAUGGAGCACCACACCUGCUGAGGCUUUUUGUGAGGAUUGGGGCGAUGCUGGCAUACACACCUCUGGAUGAGAAGAGCCUCGCUCUGCUGCUCAGUUACCUGCAAGAUUUCUUAAAGUAUUUGGUGAAAAAUUCAUCAUCUCUCUUCAACGCCAGUGACUACGAGGUUGCACCACCAGAGUACCACCGCAAGGCUGUGUGAACAGGACCAGUGAUGAUUUCUGGUGUUGACAUUUCGUUACUUUUUUUUUUUUUUUUCUCAACCCAUUUGUAAAGGAAACCCCCAAAAUCCAAUGAAAGCCCUAGAACAGUUUGGUUGACUGGAACGUGAAUCAAGACUGAUAACAGCCCAUUGGACAGGACUGGUACUGAGGCUUACUGGAAUGCUGCUCACUGUCCCCAUGUUGUGGAAAUAUAUUUGGGUUCAGAUAACACUGAUACUGUAUGGGUAAAGCAGAAUCAAGGUAAAUACUGCAGAAGACUUUCUAAAAAAAUAUAUUAUACAUACGUCUAUAGUAUGUUUGUUAAUAAAUUGUCCUUCUAAAA
Neoarius graeffei (lesser salmon catfish) is the source of this 1413-nucleotide messenger RNA. It is a transcript of the gene morf4l1, whose product is annotated as mortality factor 4 like 1. Gene Ontology annotation, biological process: regulation of DNA-templated transcription; chromatin organization. Lineage: Eukaryota; Metazoa; Chordata; Actinopteri; Siluriformes; Ariidae. The transcript has 12 exons. The record is from RefSeq and is a predicted model, not a curated record. Gene Ontology annotation, cellular component: nucleus; NuA4 histone acetyltransferase complex. The coding region runs from base 98 to 1069 and encodes 323 amino acids.